CUGCCCUUCUAUCACAUGACCGCUAAUCGUAAGUAAGCAUUUCCGCGUUCACGAGAUCUCUUGCAGCCGCUGAAUGAAGCCUUGGACUGGGACAAAUUUUUCUGCAUCGUGCUGUGAUCCAAACGCGUUGCCGAGCUGGGGGGAAAUUCAGGGAAGGGAAGCCGUGCAACGCAUCGCACGGAUAUACGGCGCGGUACCAACAUGAUCACACGGGUGAAAUCUGCGGUGGCCAAUUUCAUGGGAGGCAUCAUGGCUGGUGCUUCCAACGGUGACCACCUCAGUGGCAUAGACCUGCCACUGAAAUUCCCUUACAUGCGACCUGAGUUUCUUGGGCUGUCACCGGAUGAAAUAGAGUGUUCCGCAGAUCAUAUCGCUCGUCCGAUCCUCAUUUUGAAAGAAACGAAAAGAUUACCAUGGGCUACGGGUUACGCAGAGGUGAUAAAUGCAGGGAAGAGCUCCCUGAACGAGGACCAGGCAUGCUGUGAGGUGGUGGCGGUGCAGACACGCUCAACAGGAGGAUGCUCCACCCCCAGCAGAACCCCCACGGCCAAGAGGAGAUCUUCUCUGCCCAACGGAGAGGGUCAUAGCCUCAGGGAACAAUCGGAGCCUGAGGAACUGCAGUUUCACUACUGGGGCCUGUUUGAUGGGCAUGCGGGUUCGGGGGCGGCCGUGGUUGCCUCCAGGGUGCUGCAGCACCACAUUGUGGAGCAGUUGCAAGAUGUUUUGGAUAUCUUGCGCAACGCCUCUGUCCUACCCCCUACCUGCCUGGGCGAGGAGCCCAACAACCACCCGACGCCCGGGACCCAUCGGGCCCUUUCACGCGCCGCCUCCCUCAGGGGCGCCGCGGGGGCUCCGGGGUCCCCCUGCACCCCUCCUCCACGGUUCUACACAGAGAAGAAGAUCCAGCACGAGAGUUUGGUGAUCGGAGCCCUGGAGAAUGCCUUCAAAGAGAUGGACACCCAGAUCGAGCAGGAGAAGGCCGUGUACAACAUCACUGGAGGAUGCACAGCCCUGGCGGCGCUCUUCCUGCUGGGGAAGUUAUACGUGGCCAAUGCGGGGGACAGCAGGGCCAUCAUUAUCAGAAACGGAGAGGUAAUCCCCAUGUCCACGGAGUUCACCCCGGAGUCAGAGCGACAGAGGCUGCAGUUCCUGGGCUUCAUGCAUCCCCACUUACUGGGAGGGGAGUUCACACACUUGGAGUUCCCUCGACGGGUGCAGAGGAAAGAGGUGGGGAAGAGGAUGCUCUACAGGGACUUCACUAUGAAUGGCUGGGCAUAUAAAACAGUUGAGGAUGAAGACCUGAGGUUUCCUUUAAUAUAUGGGGAAGGAAAGAAGGCACGGGUGCUGGCCACCAUUGGAGUGACUCGGGGCCUUGGCGACCAUGACCUUAAAGUGCAUGAUUCAAACAUUUACAUCAAACCCUUUCUCUCCUGCUGUCCAGAGGUAAAAGUCUACAACCUCACAGAGUAUGAGCACGGGGCAGAUGAUGUGCUUGUUAUGGGAACAGACGGCCUUUGGGAUGUCCUGUCAAAUGAGGAAGUAGCUGAAGCUGUCACAUCUUUCCUGACCAACUGUGACCCUGAUGACUUACACAGGUACACCAUGGCGGCCCAGGACCUGAUCAUGCGAGCCCGAGGCGUCCUGAGGGACCGAGGCUGGAGGAUCAGUAACGACAAGCUGGGCUCUGGAGAUGACAUCUCUGUCUACAUCAUCCCUCUGAUGUAUGGUAACCGCCAACCCUAGAACCGGGAACCUCAGAGAGAGAGGCUUCCUGUGGCCCCAACCCUAGAACAGGGAACCUCCGAGAGAGGGUUCCUGUGGCCCCUCCUGUCCCCCCUCAGUGUGGUUCAUUUCAUGUCAGCUGAGGCUCCUUGCCUUCGUCCCAUCCUGUGCUUCCCUUUGGAGUCUCUUCCUGUGUGAUGAACACUUUAUCAAUGACAGGCACUUUGUAUAUUUCUAAACUACGUUUCUCAUGUGACCCUGACCCCUGACUGCUGACUGACCACUGACUUUCUGCUUUGACACAAAAUGGCCUUUUAAGGUUAUAUAAUAUCCCUCACAGAGCUUCUUCCAGCUUCCCUGAAGGUGCAGGGUCAGGGUGUAGUAUUACAGCGGGCCCUAUUCUGCACUUAGAAAUGAUUUCAAUGUGAAGCUUCCGGUUCUGUUUUAAAGAUUAGGCAACACUUGUAUUGCAGGAGGGAAAUAUGGAGUGAAGAAUGUGAGCAAAGUGCAAUGAUUUAAAUUCUACUAUAUACUCUUUGUGUAUGCAGAUAUGCUUAUUUUUAUGUUAACUCUAUCUGUGUGAGGGCUGGGUGGGUGG
Molecule: messenger RNA, 2320 nt
Organism: Clupea harengus (Atlantic herring)
Lineage: Eukaryota; Metazoa; Chordata; Actinopteri; Clupeiformes; Clupeidae
Product: protein phosphatase 1H-like
Biological process (GO): protein dephosphorylation
Cellular component (GO): mitochondrion
Molecular function (GO): [pyruvate dehydrogenase (acetyl-transferring)]-phosphatase activity
Source: RefSeq, a predicted model, not a curated record